Linderina pennispora is the source of this 822-nucleotide messenger RNA. RefSeq names its product WD40 repeat-like protein. Gene Ontology annotation, molecular function: protein binding. The transcript has a single exon. Gene Ontology annotation, cellular component: cell division site; cell tip; nucleus. The coding region runs from base 1 to 822 and encodes 273 amino acids. The record is from RefSeq and is a predicted model, not a curated record. Gene Ontology annotation, biological process: carbon catabolite repression of transcription. NCBI's taxonomy places the organism in Eukaryota, Fungi, Kickxellomycota, Kickxellomycetes, Kickxellales, Kickxellaceae.
AUGGCGGGCACGGCCGAUGGUGCGGUGAUGAUCAUGGACCGCACCAAGGAGGACUUUUAUGUGCCCGGUAUAGCGCAUGCGAACCGCAAGGUCACGCGCAUGGACCAUUUCGAGGUGGCGCGGCAGCUCAAGCCACGCAGCAACCCGGUGGCAUACUGGAAGCUGAGCAACCGCGCGAUCACGUCUCUGGCCUUCGCACCCGACAUGCAGCGCGUGGCGGUCACGUGCGAGGACGGCGGUCUGCGCGUGAUCGACUACAUGAACGAGCUCCUGGAGGACGUCUAUUUGUCGUAUUUCGGCGGUCUGACGUGUGCGGCCUGGAGCCCCGACGCGCGUUACAUUGUGGCCGGCGGCAAGGACGACCAGCUGACGGUCUUUGGGUACUACGAGCAGAUGGCCGUGGCCCGCUGCACCGGCCACUUGUCGUGGGUCACCGAUGUGCAGUUCGACCCAGCGGCCCGCAAUGCCUAUCGGUUCAUGUCGGUCGGUGAGGACGCGCAGCUGCUGGUGUGGGACUUUUCGCUGCCGGCGCUGCAUCGGCCGAGACUGCACCGCACGCCGUCGCAUCAGGCCGGUCACGUGCGCCACUCCUCAGACCUCGACUACCUGCAUGGCCCACCCGGCGUCGACGACGCGCCCUCGGAGACGGUGCAUGGCCGUGUGCCGCGCGACGGGUGCGCUGUGCUGCAGCCGCUGGUCUCUGAGCGCAUCCACGAGGCGUCCCUAUGUGGAGUGCAGUUCAGCCAGGACUUGCUGGUGACCGCGUGCCGGCAGGGCGUGGUGAAGGUGUGGCGGCGGCCGGUAGAGAAUGUAAUUUUCUGA